AUGAACACUGUUGAAUUUGAUUAUGAUGCAUAUUUUGAUGGUUUAGAAAGUGUUGAUAAACUUUCUAAUAAUACAACAUCACCAACAACAACAUCAACAGAAUAUGAUUCAGAUUAUGGAAUAGCACAUACACCUAUCAUGACAAAUCAAUUAGAUAAUACAGUUAUUGAUUUUGAUACUCUUGAUAUACUUCCAUUAAAUAUGGAAAGUCCAUUAUCAGAUGAUCCAAAUGAUGAAUUCAAUCGUUUCUCAGCUCUAUUUGAUGACAAAAAUCCAUUAAUAUCUAAUGAUAAUUCAACAUUUGAAAAUUUAUUUUCUAAUAUUGAUUUACCCAUUGAACUAAAUCAAGAAGCAUCCCAACAAAUACCAUCAUCUCAAUCACCAAUUCUAUUAUCACCACCAUCUGAUAUUCGUUCAAUAAAUAAUUGUAUAAAAGUUCAAUCAUAUACAAAUCCAUCAUCAAAUGGAGCAAAAUUUAUUAAAGUUGAACCAAUUAAUCGAAAUACAACUAUAAGAAUAAUAAAUCCAAUAACAAUGUCAAAUUUACCAAUAAUAAAAAUGCCAUUAUCAACAAAUGAAUCAAUUAUAAAAGAUCAAAAUCAAAUAAUAAUUCCACCAUUAAAACGACGUCGUUCUAAUAGUCCAAUAACAAAUGAACAAAUAUCUGAACAACCUAAAUUGACAAUUGAUCAACUUAAACUUCAAUAUGGAAAUAUGACUGAAGAAGGAUUAAAAAAACAUAUUCGAAUGAUUAAAAAUCGUGAAUCAGCAUCACUUUCACGUAAACGACGAAAAGAAUUAAUGGAAAAUCUUGAUGUUAAAGUUAAAUCAUUAACAGAUGAAAAUGAACAAUUAAAGAGAGAAAAUUCUAAAUUAUUAACUCGUAUUCAUACAUUAGAACUCGAGAAUGAAUUAUUGAAAAAUCAUAUACCAUCAAGACAACGACAAAAACCUCUUAUACUUAUGGGAAUUGUUCUACUUGUUGUUUUUAAUCUAUUUACAAUAAAAUCCUUUUCACCUACUUCAAAUAAUAUAUCCGGUUCAAUUGAUAUCUAUAAUAAUCAACGAUCAGUUGUUCCUAGUCGAACAAUACUUAGUCAUCGUUCAAUUAGAGAUGAUUAUGAUUUGGAUAAAAAUUCAAAUUAUAAUGAUAAUCCUUCAUUAACACCAAAUUAUCCUUAUAUACAAUGUGUAGCUUAUAUUAAUAAAACACAUUCACAAAGAAUAAAUCGAGAUCUCCAUUCUUGGGUUCAAGAUCAUACUGAAAAAUCUGAAAAUAAUGAAUCAUUAAUAAUAAGUGAUUCAAAAUCUAUUAGUAUUCCAUCAAAUGAAAUAAUUCGAAGUAAAAGUGAUUCAUCAAUUGAACCUUUACAACAUAUAUCUAGAAAAGUUGCACGACAAACAAAAUAUCAAUCAGAAAGUAAAGGUCAACUUCAACCAUAUAAAACUUCUGAAGUUAAUUAUGAUGAUUUUAUACAUUCAAUUGAUAGAAAAAAUGAUACACUUUAUUUUGUAUCUUUUAAACGAGAUCAUCUUAUCCUUCCGGCUAAAGUUCAAAAUCAAACACAACGACCAAAAAUGUCUCUUAUUUUACCAGCAUCAAUGGCAAAUUUAAAUAAAUCAAUAAAUAUUCCAAAAAAUCAUGUACCAAUGAUAAAAAUUGAUUGUGAAGUUGAAGAUACAAAACUUGUUUUUGUUAAACAUACUCAUAUACCAACAUCAUAUCAAUAUGAUUUAUUUCAAUAUUAUUCAUCGACAUCACCAUCAUCGAUUUAA
Molecule: messenger RNA, 1776 nt
Organism: Rotaria sp. Silwood1
Lineage: Eukaryota; Metazoa; Rotifera; Eurotatoria; Philodinida; Philodinidae
Source: the annotation of a GenBank genome assembly